UACAGUGUAAGCGUGCAUUGUCAUCCGAUUUGUCUUGUUUAUUUUCUGUAAAGUUUACCAAAUUUCGCACAAAACGGGCUCACAAACCUUAAAAACCGCGUUUCUCGACCUGCUACAAGGACGCCGCCACUUCUACAGGCUAAUCUCCAGCGUCCGUCACGCAUCCGGCUUAAUCAUGUCAGCGGAAAAUUCCGAAACUCCGCCGAUGCUUCAGCCAGAAACAACAACAGCGCCCUCGGCCCAGGGCGAGGAAUCCAACUCGUCCGGCUUCCGGCAGAUGACGCUCGACGGCGCUUCCGGACACAGCGACAGCAACCACAGCUCGUUGGACCACAAUCCGGCGACGAUGAGCGCGCCCCCGGAUUUUUCCCAGUUCGACGACAGCGAGGACGAGGACCACUAUCAGGGCGUAAGCGGAUCGGACAGCACGAUCAGUAUUGAGCGAAUCCGCCAGUACUUGUCGGAUAAACUUGGCUUUUAUAGUUCGGACAGCUACGACGAAAAGGAUGGCGCUCCGCGGAAGCAGCGGGUCCUUGAGACGGUGGACAUCGACGGGGUGAUUAAGCACUGGAAAAACGGCGGCUUUAAGAAGAUUGUUACGAUGGUCGGCGCGGGAAUAUCCACUUCGGCUGGCAUUCCCGACUUUCGAUCUCCGACAACUGGUCUGUACAAUAACAUGAAAAAAUACAAUCUGCCGUAUCCGCAGGCAAUCUUCGAGCUGGAAUACUUUUACCAGAACCCAAAGCCUUUCUUCCGGCUUGCUAAGGAAUUGUACCCGGGUAACUUUCGACCGACUCCGUCGCACUACUUUGUAAAGUUGCUCGAACAAAAGGGCUUGCUGAUUCGGCAUUAUACUCAGAAUAUAGAUACUUUGGAACGGAUCGCCGGUAUCAGCGAGGAGAAGCUUGUGGAGGCGCACGGCACCUUCUUCACCAAUCACUGCUUGCAGUGUAAAACGGCAUACUCGCUGGACUUUGUAAAGGAGAAAAUCUUUGCCGACGAGGUUCCAACCUGUAGCUGCGGCGGGGUCAUCAAGCCGGACAUUGUAUUCUUUGGCGAGGGUCUUCCCGAACGUUUCCACGUGCUACCCCAUCAGGACUUUUCCCAGUGUGACUUGCUGAUCAUCAUGGGCACGAGUCUGACGGUGCAACCGUUUGCUUCGUUGGUCGAGUACGUGAACGACGACUGCGUGCGGCUGCUCAUCAAUCGCGACAAGGUCGGCGGCGGCGGGUACGGCUUCUUCCGCGCGAUGAUGUUCGGCGAGGGGCUGUGCUUUGACCUGCCGGGAAAUCGCCGGGACGUGGCCUGGACCGGAGACUGCGACGACGGGUGCUUCUUCCUGGCGGACAAGCUUGGACUUGGGGACGAACUCCGCGAGCUGAUCGAACGAGAGCAUGCCAAAAUAGACCUGGAACAUCCCCCUCAGGGCGCAACCGUCGCCGUCGCAACUGCCGGAACAUCAGCGACGGCGAGUGUCGCUGCGGAAAGCGAUCCCGAGGGACCGGAGAAAUGCGCCGCAAUCGACGCCAUCUUCGAGGAGGCUUCCAAGGAGGUCACGGAAAAGAAUAUCGAAGAUUAGAGCUUGCUGGUAGCAAGUAUGACGACGACGACGGGUACAAAACGGAAGAUUAAAAAUUGUAGCAAAAGAUACCUUUGCCACCAUUAAUGUUAAGGGAGACACAGUUUAAGGGCAACACCAACAAGGACGGAGCGCGCAGAAUAGUGAGGGCCAAGUUUAUAAAAUUUUCAAUUGAACACAAGUAGAAAUAUUAACCAAUCAAACACGUAGCGAGAGCUUUUAACAGCGUUGACAAUGAUGAUGGAUAUUUGUCAGAAUUUGAGACGUUUCGGACUGACAAAGCAAACCACAGUAGAAUGUUGUAAUUGUGAAACUCACUUUAAAGUAGUUCGUUUUAAUUAAGCCGAUUCUGCUUUGUAUGCUUUACGCCAAUUUUACGAAUCGAGCAAUAGUAGACGAGUAGGUGUUUGCGGAAAAGGAAAACACAACAGCAAGAUAACCACAUUAUUGACGAUAAGAGAAUAAAUUAUUAUCCUGGGAAA
Culex pipiens pallens (northern house mosquito) is the source of this 2061-nucleotide messenger RNA. Its product is annotated as NAD-dependent protein deacetylase Sirt2-like. Gene Ontology annotation, molecular function: NAD+ binding. The record is from RefSeq and is a predicted model, not a curated record. Bases 176 to 1579 code for a protein of 467 amino acids. NCBI's taxonomy places the organism in Eukaryota, Metazoa, Arthropoda, Insecta, Diptera, Culicidae. The transcript is spliced from 3 exons.